Drosophila biarmipes is the source of this 1950-nucleotide messenger RNA. RefSeq lists its product as uncharacterized. Lineage: Eukaryota; Metazoa; Arthropoda; Insecta; Diptera; Drosophilidae. The transcript is spliced from 2 exons. Bases 835 to 1644 code for a protein of 269 amino acids. The record is from RefSeq and is a predicted model, not a curated record.
UUUGGACGGUGAUAAGGGUUAUCUAAGGGGGGAUUUUCAAUAACUUUAGAUUGCGGGAAAACUAACAGGUGCAGCGGUGUCUCUGUUCCCCAUUACUCGUGUUGGCUGUGGGUGUAGGAGUACCUAUGGAAAGGUGUGUUGUGGAAGAGUGUUGGUUAUCACAAGGCAUAAAGAUUGCCUACAUUUAUAUUGGGGCAUUUUCGAUUCGAUAUAUAGAGCGGCUCCCACCUUACAAGAAAGCUUUACUAUUUAAGAAUCCUCACUUUACUGAGCUUUGAAAUUUUUAGCUGAGAACCUUUGAUAUUUUCUGUUUGUUUCCACCUUAUACGUAUUGUAGUAAUUGCUAAUUCACCUUUCAAAAAAGAAUAAAUCUCCGUAGUUUCCUUUGAGUGUAUUUCGCUUUUCAUUGAUUUUUAUUUUUCUCAAUUAAUAACCUUGAUAUUCUUUUAAAAGAUAAGCCGACAAGACUUCUAGUAAAUGAAUAGUAGUCCUUUAUUGAAUUUUAAGUGAACCUUCCUUCCACAAGGCUGGCCUUCCCCCACCCUAGAUUAACUAGAUUUCGCGGUCGCUAGCUUCCUUUUCGGCGCCGACAAAUCAAAUGAUGUGAGCUUGCCCAUAAAAACCCAACUAUUCGCAGCACUCGCUCAGUCGAAACUUAAUUGGCAAAGUGUUAAUUGCGUUUGGGCACUUUUGGCCAACCGGUUCGACAGAGAAAAUGCCAAAACAGAGAUAGCAAGCAGGCAUUUCGUAGAUUUUUCUAGUCUGAGAACUAUGCCAAAAAUCGUAAAAUGAACGAAUGGAAGCCGGGUGCCCCGAAGCAGUUGCAGCUAGAUCAUGGAUGAGCGCGAAAAGGACGAGGCGAAGAGUCACUCGCAGACGAACUCUGCAGAGGAUGUCGACCGCGCAGUCUCCGAGGAGGCUCUGCAGGAGCGGGAGCACCGCUCCACCGUCUACACCAGGCCAGUGGGGAUAUCCCAGGGCACGGACACCAAGGAUGAUCCGCUGCCGCCGCGGAAGAGGAAGAAGAUUCCACCAGCGGUGCCGGCGAAGAAGCAUGCGGGUGGAACCGACUCCCAGACGGAGGCCACAAGUGCCGACAGCGCGGCCAGUGCCCCCAGAUCCCAGCCAUCCCUGCUCCGCUCUGCCAGCAGUGAGUUCCCCUCGAGCUCCCACUCUUCCCGCAGAGAGGAUAGGACUCUCCGAACGCGCUCCCUGGAUCGCGACAGUUACUCUUCGGAAGAUGUGUCGCCGAGGGUCACGGAGACCAGAACCAGGAAGUUCACCACUCGCCACAUAGACUAUGACACGGCCGAGGUCCUGAGGGACGGAAGGGCCGAGGGCAAGGAGCAGCAGAGCGAGUCCCGUCAAGACGAAACCGCCUCCUUUCACUGGCGGCCUUCGGCCUCCUCGAUCAACAUCCAGGCUGUGGAGGGCUGUGUGGCCGGGGUGACGGGCUUCGUGGUCACCGCCCUGGCCAUGGGUCUCCUCAUCAUGAUCUCCUGGUUCAUCAUCUCCCAAAUGGACAUCAUUCUGAAGGUGGUCACCUGGUUGGCCACAUCGCUCCAGGAGUCCAUGCAGAUCUUCGAGCCUCAGCAGAACCGCCCUCUACCGGAGUCCAAGCGGGUCGACGAUUUUCCGGACUGAAACCCCCGAUAUGAAGUCCCCGAAGCGAUAUCUCCGAAGUGAGAUCCCCGAUUAUGGGUGCUAUGUGACUCAUCCCCCACCGGCAAUCGCGUGUGCCCUGCUGACACUAUCUGGUCUUGUUCUUAGCCUCUUAAAGGUUGCCACUGGUCUUAUCUGCAGACCUUCUCCUUUCGCUGACUCAGCCGACGUGGGGGUUUAUCUAACGCUUAUCACCGCUGCACUUGUUAUUGUUAUUGCCCCGCGUGCUAUUUCCAUCCAGCUUAAGAUAACUAUUCUCCCAUUUAAUGUGAUUAACAACCUCCCUUC